AUGUCUGCUUCCAACUACGCAGCCAGGGCCAGAGGCGAGACGACCAAACGUCUACUUGCGCAGCUGGUCAACGAAGGAUUGGCAAGCUUGGAUUUUCUUGACGAAUCUCACGACUCUGCCACGCGUCAACCGCGCAUUACCGGACAGAGGGAGGGGAAUCCAGAUCGCUGGCUCACUCUUUCUGCAGUGCAUGGUGUUAUCACGACGGGCCAUCUGCGUCCAAAUGACCUUGAGCUUCCUGUAACGCUCUUCUCCGACAAUAAUGAAGCCCUCCAAGACGAUCCAGGCGCUAUCUUUGAGUUUAUAUCCGUGUGGCUUGACUGUAAUGAGGCCAUGACGGCAUCAGUUGUGCAAGAGCUGCGCAAUUCUGCAGCUAUGCUAGAGAAAUGGAUGGAGCUUGGUUGGCAGACGCCCAUCCUCGAUCUGGACUCCUCAUUCUUGGAUUGGGAGAGGUCUGUGGUGACGGGCCACCCAACACAUCCGUUCCAUCGAACAUGUAUUGCCAACCGCUUGUUGCAGCCGGUUGGACCGGAGAAUCUCCCCGGCAUGCUGAAUCCAGACAUUUCCUUCGUCACUGUCCCCCGCACAUCAGUCCGCACAGCAGGACCCUUUGACGAACUCAUUGAAUCCAUGGUGAAGCAUUUCGGAAUCUCCGUAGCCAGCCCCCAAGGAAACACCACAGUUCCCUGUCUAACGCAGCAUCUCCCAGCUUUGCUGCAUUAUUUCCCCGAGGCCGAGUUAAUCAAGACAGUACCCAAUUGUGCCGUGGCCCAGGCGGCCAUGCGAACGGUUUCCAUCCCGGGCUUUGCGUACGAUGUCAAGUUCUCACUGGCAUGCCUCGUCACGUCCGCACUGCGCGUCCUUCCGUGCUGGUCUGCAGAUGCAGCGCCCAAGUUGACCUGCCUUCUAAAGGAGAUAUCCCCGCCAAACCUGUGGAUAGUUGGCGAGGUUGCCGCCGUGACUGGCAAUCAGCAAGACAUGGCCGAGGCCCGGUACAUGACUUGCAUACUGAGGGAGAAUUUGGAGUCUAGGGCCAAAGAAAAUAACGAAGCGCUGAUACUCUCUUCCGCAUUGAUGGAAAAGCCAAUGGGGGGCUCCCGGACGUACGCCGAGGUGCUCUUCGACCUGCAUACCACGGCCGACAAAGUGCGCUGGUUCAAGAGUUAUGUCCAACAUCUUUUGACUCUUGCCUUGGAUCCUCUGGUGCGACACCAAGUUGGAUUCGAGUUCCAUGGCCAAAACUCCAUUGUCCGCAUCUGCAAAAGGACAAGAGCCAUCAAGGGAUUUGCUAUACGCGACUUGGCUGGCGUCAAACUUCACGGAGCGAGUCUCGAGGCCCAAGGGUUCGAUGUGACGGGUCUUGAGGCCUCGAGCACGGACGACAGCCACCAGGUAUGGGACAGAGUGCACCACGCCCUUAUUCAGAACAACAUUGGAUACAUGAUGUACGCGUUGGAGUUGGAGAGAGACCACGAUGGAUGGGGCAUCGUGCGGUCCGCGCUGGCUGAUAGCCUUGACGUUGAAAAUAAUGCUCUGGGAAGGCAGAUUUACCAGUAUUUCUUGAGGGAUACCAUGUUAUUCAAGUCGUUCAUCACAAUGAGACUGAGGUCGUCGCUGGACGGUGUGCCGAAUAUCCUCUGCAAAACGAGUCCGUGGCUGCUUCAAAUAUCUCUAGCCGGAAGCAACAGUAUGGAGAGGCUUGCUCCUCCCGAGAAAGUAGACGCACAAGUUCGAGCGGCAGAUCGGGACUUGAUGCAGCAGAACCUCCUGAAGAGCACAAGCCCAUAUGGAAAGCUCCCUGGAGUCUCACGCCAACUCAAUCCAUACCCAGCUGUUCUACCAGUCCAAUUUGUCCAGAAUGUCCAACGCUUUCACGAAGCGCUAGCCGCCGCCCUUGACAACCUUGUUGAACGGUGGUGGAAAGACGUGGAUGCCAACUUGCCGGGACGCAUGCCGCUUGAGCCCCGAGUGGAAAAACUGCUCAGGUGGAUUGACGAGGGCUCCGACAAAGGACUCGUCCGAGGGUACAAGGGCCACCAGGGGAACUUGCGACCAGACAUGCUGAUACUCGCCGAUGAAGAGCACGCCGUCCCCCAGUUCCGCGUCUGCGAGAUCAACGGCCGGUUCCCCAUCAACUUCCUUCACUUCGUGGCGAGCGCCUACGAAGCCUUGGCCAGCUUGCCGUGGAGCGUUCCGCUGCUCAAGCCAGCAACAGAUUACACGAAGCUCCGUGACAGCCUGUUUCAGCUGUUUGACCCGUCGGUUCCUAUUCACUUUGUCGGACAGACGUCCGACUUUCCAAAGGACAGUCCUCUAUUCGGCCUCGUGGAGCAGCGAACUGGCAUGAGACCAAGAUUGGUAAAGCCGUCCAGUCUCGUGUUGAUCCCCAGCGGUUCCGAACCGACGGGAUUUUCCCUCUACUGCGUCUGGGGCGCCGACCCGGACAUGGUGCGACACAUUGCCAUGCGCAGCGUCAACGACAUGCGGAGCGUCUUCAUCGCCCACGACAAGCGGAUCCUCGGCAUCCUGCGGCAGGAGUUGGACGCGCUCGUGCAUAAACACGGCGCUCUUACUCUGGCGCAGGCGCGGAUCCUCGAGCAGGGCAUCGUGCCGACCAUACUGCCGGGCUGUGAGCUCCUGCGCCAGCUUCUCGAUGCCAGCUACGCGGAUCCCGGGAUCAAGGAUGGAUACAUUCUUAAGCCGUUCCGCCUGGCGAGGGGAUGUGGGAUUCUGCUGGGCAGGGACAUGUCCGUCGCUGAGUGGUGUGGCAUUCUCGAAUCCAUGAAGACGGCCGACUUGCGCUCUUGUACGGCGCAGUACGUGCUGCAGCCGUUGCAGAAGGUGCGGUCUUUCAACUGGUUCUGGGACGAGGAGCGCAUGGUCUGCAGGAGUAAAAUGGUGGGAGCGUAUUAUUCUGUUCAUGGGCGGUUUGUUGGGCUUGGGAGCUGGAGGACCGCGACUGCGUCUGAGAAUGUUAUUUCUGCGGCGACCAAGGAUGGGACAAUUGUGCUUUCGGCUGUUUACUUGAACAGUUAG
Molecule: messenger RNA, 3036 nt
Organism: Metarhizium robertsii ARSEF 23
Lineage: Eukaryota; Fungi; Ascomycota; Sordariomycetes; Hypocreales; Clavicipitaceae
Product: Aerobactin siderophore biosynthesis, IucA/IucC
Exons: 5
Coding region: 1-3036 (1011 amino acids)
Biological process (GO): siderophore biosynthetic process
Source: RefSeq, a predicted model, not a curated record